This is a messenger RNA of Purpureocillium lilacinum, 678 nucleotides long. RefSeq lists its product as uncharacterized. The record is from RefSeq and is a predicted model, not a curated record. Lineage: Eukaryota; Fungi; Ascomycota; Sordariomycetes; Hypocreales; Ophiocordycipitaceae.
AUGACCGACAAGAUCAAGUACGCACAAGUCGAUAGCGACGCCAGCGAGGAUGGCGAGGGCUUCCGAAGACCCGCGCGGCAACACCGAGGAUGGCUCUCAACGCUGAGCUCAUUCCUCCUCGGCCUCGCCACAAUGGGCGCCGUCAUGGCCCUCUACUCCGCCCUCACGAUGCCAACACAACACUCCCACGCGCGCAACCUCCCGCACGCCGCCAACGGCACCGACCCCAAGACGGGCCUCCCCCUGUCCUGGUCCCACGGCGACUGCGGCAACUCGCCCGAGGACGCAAAGGCGCGCGGCUGCCAGUACAGCAUCGUGCUUCACUCGUGGCUGCCCGAGUCGUGCCUCACGGACGACGACGCGCAGGACGCAAAGGACAUGUACCACGGCCGGCACUGGCCGUACGAGAUUGCCGCGGGCAGGAACCUCACCGUGGAGGAGCUGGGGGCGGGCGAUUACGGGCACUUUACGACGACGUUUGACUGGCAUGUCACGCACUGCAUGUACGUCUGGAAGAGGCUGCACAGGAUCCUGAUGGACCCGACGCUGGAGCUGGACUCGUACACGGCAAACUAUCACCACACGAGCCACUGCGUAAAGAUGAUUGGCGGUCACCCAGAGGGCAUGAAGGACUCGGGAACGAAGAUCUUUGUAAAGUAUCCAAAGUGCGCAAAAUAG